UUUGCCCUAGGAUUUAGUCUCCUACUCUUUAGCCCACAGAUCAGGUCAUAAAUAGCUGGUUAAGUCCUAUCCGGUCUUUGCAAAGCUCAUUGGCUUGAAUUUGGAGGAGGGAUCAAUCUACUAUAAAAGAUGAAGUGACGCAAAAUUUCACACAAUGCUUCCUGAAGCUCAGCUGAGCAGCAUCAGCUCACUUUAAAGUGUGUGACCGCUUUGGGACGAAAGGAAAUAAGAAUUCUGAAGGACAAUUUCACUGUUAUAUGCUGAAGAUGACUUGUGCAAAUGUGAUGUCGAGGUUUGGGCCGCCUGUCUCCGCGAGGUCUGUGGACAUGACCGUGGGCUUCAGGUGCAGAGGAUCACCAAACAUCAACCACCUGCUCGGCGUGUCUUCCCCCAAACCCCUGCGGCCCUGCAUCUCCCGUCAGCCGGUGUUUGAGUACAGACACUCCCCUUCCACAGGCCUCAUCACAGCCAAAAGCGGCCGCGGGGAAAAACGCGUCGCGUUCGCGGACGCCAAAGGACUUUCCCUCAUCACGGUGCGCCUGUUCUCCGAGAAAGAGGAAAAAAUCCCGCGUGAACAGGUGAAAAUACUACGACUGAAGAAGCUGGGCUGCGUUAAAGAGACCGAUAAUAAUACUUCGAGGUUGAGGCUUGGGUUUGAGCAGCCUUGUGGAGACUUCCAGGCGUUCAGAAGCCGGCUUCAGGAUCGCAUGGUGGCGUUGGAGAGCUGUAAUGUCACCAGGUGCUCCAUCCUCGGCACCGUGCGCGUCAAGAACGUUUGUUUUGAGAAAGCGGUGCAAAUCCGUAUAACUUUCGACUCCUGGCGCAGUUACCAGGAUGUGGCGUGUAGUUACCUGGAGCACAGUUAUGGGGAACCUGGAACCGAUGUGUUUGAGUUUAACAUCCGCGUCCCUGAGCGGAUAAACCCGCGGGAGCGCAUCGAGUUCUGCGUGUCUUACUUACCGGCUGCGUUCAGUGCUGCUCAAUGGGACAACAAUAACGGCAAAAACUACUGCAUUCAUGUGUGUGAAGUGUGACCGACUGCUGUUUUCUAAUGACACCUUCAUACUCCGUGCAAACAAUCCCAAAACUACAAACGUUGCACUUGCGUUCUGACCCGUUUAGCACAUACUAACUCCAAUGCUGUGCCACGAUCGCUGAGUGCGUUUCUGAGCACUCAAUUGUAUUUUAUAAAUUUAAGUUUAUAUGUAACAUUUGGCAAAUCGGCAGGUGUAUAAAUCUCCCACAUUCUGUGGAAAUGUUUAUUAAACCUCGCAUGCUGUGGAAGAUAUUUUUGACAAUUGUAUCGGAUAAAUGUUAUUUUAUAAUUUUUAAAUAUGACUUAUUUUAGGAAUGUGCCAUUUAUUUUGUAAGCUUGAGCACUUUAACAUGUUUAUAAAACACUUGCAUACUGUGGGUAAUUUAUUAAUUUUUAUAAAUAUUUUAUUAAAUAAAGCGCACUGAACUUGCA
This is a messenger RNA of Onychostoma macrolepis, 1468 nucleotides long. It is a transcript of the gene ppp1r3c2b, whose product is annotated as protein phosphatase 1 regulatory subunit 3C2, duplicate b. Gene Ontology annotation, biological process: regulation of glycogen biosynthetic process. The transcript is spliced from 3 exons. NCBI's taxonomy places the organism in Eukaryota, Metazoa, Chordata, Actinopteri, Cypriniformes, Cyprinidae. The record is from RefSeq and is a predicted model, not a curated record. Gene Ontology annotation, cellular component: protein phosphatase type 1 complex. Bases 258 to 1034 code for a protein of 258 amino acids. Gene Ontology annotation, molecular function: protein phosphatase 1 binding; glycogen binding.